AUGCACCAGCAGUCUCAACUCUGGGUAAUGCAGUUAAGGGCCCAGGAGCUGCUGUGCGAGUGGCCCAUGAGUGUCAACACAGGCUGUAUAGUGUCAGGAGUGGACGUGGUGGUGAUGGCUCAUGGCCCCGGUCCAGCCCUGAUGCAGCCAGCCGCAGGCCCCCCGGAAAGCAGCACCCCGGUGGAAUCGGAGCCGAGCCAGUGGGUGUGUAAAGUGUGUUCCCCCCCCUUCCUGGAGCUGCAGCUCCUGAAUGAGCAUCUGUUGGGUCACUUGGAACAAACCAAAAGCCUCCCCCCGGCCGGCCAGCAGGAAGGGGCUCCCGAGAAGGAACCUGACGGGUCUCAGGGGGAGCCUCCCGCAGUCCCCAAGAGCGUCAGUGCCGCCAAAGAGCAGAAGAAAAAGCCUCGAAGGGGGAGAAAACCCAAAGCCUCGAAACCAGAACAGAAACCAGAACAGCCCCUGGUCAUCAUUGAAGACAAGGAGCCCGCAGAGCAAGUGGCCGAGAUCAUCACCGAGGUGCCACCGGACGAGCCCGUGCCUGCGGCGCCGGACGAGCACAUCAUGGAGCUGGUCUUGGGGAAGCUGGCCACCACCACCACCACCAGCGAGGCCGCUUCAGUGCCCAAGUUCCCGCAUCAUCAGAGCGGCAGCAUCACCCUCAAGAGGAGUCUGAUUCUCUCCACCCGGCACGGCAUCCGGCGGAAGCUGGUCCGGCAGCUGGGGGAGCACCGGCGGGUGUACCAGUGCGGCACCUGCAGCAAGGUCUUCCAGAACAGCAGCAACCUGAGCCGGCACGUGCGCUCGCACGGUGAGUCCCAGCCUCUCCUGUGGCGGCGUGGCCCAGGGGCUGCCCGCCCCGCGUGGAGGGCCAGGACGCGCAUGUCUCUGGUCGUGCUACAGUCGUGGAUCAGCUUGUUCUUGUUGGCGUCGUAG
Molecule: messenger RNA, 933 nt
Organism: Myotis lucifugus (little brown bat)
Lineage: Eukaryota; Metazoa; Chordata; Mammalia; Chiroptera; Vespertilionidae
Product: PR domain zinc finger protein 15-like
Exons: 5
Coding region: 1-933 (310 amino acids)
Source: RefSeq, a predicted model, not a curated record